Molecule: messenger RNA, 1008 nt
Organism: Merops nubicus (carmine bee-eater)
Lineage: Eukaryota; Metazoa; Chordata; Aves; Coraciiformes; Meropidae
Gene: SECISBP2
Product: SECIS binding protein 2
Exons: 7
Coding region: 1-1008 (335 amino acids)
Biological process (GO): selenocysteine incorporation
Cellular component (GO): ribonucleoprotein complex
Molecular function (GO): ribonucleoprotein complex binding; selenocysteine insertion sequence binding; mRNA 3'-UTR binding
Source: RefSeq, a predicted model, not a curated record
AUGCCUCACAACCCUUUGGAUUCCAGUGCUCCUUUGGUAAAGAAAGGGAAACAGAGAGAAGUCCCUAAGGCAAAGAGACCCACGCCUCUUAAGAAGAUUAUUCUCAAAGAAAGAGAACAACGAAAACAACACCACCUGUUAGAACAGACAGCAGUACCAAAUAAUGAAGGUAACAUUGCUCAGUCUGCAAAGAAUACUGCUGAAGAUGAAACACUUCUACAGGAUACUCAAGCAGUUGCUGAAGGGUUUCUGGAGAAUACAAGGACCAUGACAAGGACUACAGAACAUUCUGUGAGGCUAACUUCCAAUCCUCCGAAAAUCCACAGUAGGAAUUUUAGAGAUUAUUGCAGCCAGGUACUUAGUAAAGAGGUUGACCAUUGUGUGACAGAUCUCUUGAAAGAACUGGUUCGUUUCCAAGAUCGCUUGUAUCAGAAAGACCCAGUAAAGGCUAAGAUAAAACGCAGACUUGUUAUGGGUCUUAGAGAAGUUCUGAAAUAUCUGAAGCUGAAAAAACUGAAGUGUGUAAUCAUCUCUCCCAACUGUGAAAAGAUUCAGUCAAAGGGUGGGUUGGAUGACACUCUGCACAACAUUAUCGACUGUGCCUGUGAGCAGAAUAUCCCGUUUGUUUUUGCUCUUAAUCGGAAGGCCCUAGGCCGCUGUGUGAACAAAGCAGUGCCUGUGAGUGUGGUGGGAGUUUUUAGCUAUGAUGGGGCUCAGGACCAUUUUCACAGAAUGGUACAGCUGACAACAGAGGCCAGGAAGGCCUACAAAGAUAUGAUAGAAGAUUUAGAGCAAAAAGCUGAAGUAGGACUAAAAGAAACCCAACCCAGCAUCUUAACCACUGGAUGUGAAACUGAUAAAACAACAUCCAAGGACUCUGAUGAGGAUACACCAAAUUAUGUUAAAAUCUGGAAGAGAAAACUUGAAGAGUAUAACCCAUAUGCACUGGAACUGGAAAAAAGUGCAACUGCUGACAUGGUGGUAGUGAAUUCGGAAGAGCAUCAGUAA